Molecule: messenger RNA, 1716 nt
Organism: Alnus glutinosa
Lineage: Eukaryota; Viridiplantae; Streptophyta; Magnoliopsida; Fagales; Betulaceae
Product: maltose excess protein 1-like, chloroplastic
Exons: 9
Coding region: 157-1368 (403 amino acids)
Cellular component (GO): chloroplast envelope
Molecular function (GO): maltose transmembrane transporter activity
Source: RefSeq, a predicted model, not a curated record
UGUCCUCGCCAGGCUCCCACAUCUCCCGCCGCCCAAUCUGAACUGAACACUUCGGCACUGCCAAUAGUUCCACUGCCACUCCGUGUCUGCUUCCUUCAGUCGAUUCUCUCUCUCUUUUUCUUCUUCUUCUCAGAGUUUGAAUCCAAUCCUGCUUCAAUGGCUAAUUCUGUAGUGGUGUCGUAUGGUGUCAAGGCGCCAGCUGGUCUUCAACGCCACCCAAACUACUGCCACUCUCUCCCGCCUCUAAAUCUAAAGCCCUUCUCUUUGACCCUCCAAAACCCUGUGUCUUUGAAAUACAACUCUCUCACUACUUUGCUUCACCGCCGGCUCAGUUCUCAGACUCAGGCCGCUCUUGAAUCCGACGUCCCGCAUCCCCUUCACGAGGGAUCAGUGAAAUUUAGGAGCAGUAAGAGCUUUGAGCAAUGGGAUUCACUGACAGCAAAGUUCUCUGGAGCAUCGAAUAUCCCAUUUCUGUUACUGCAAUUGCCUCAGAUCACCCUCAAUGCUCGCAAUCUUUUGGCAGGGAACAAAACUGCCCUUUUGGCCGUCCCGUGGCUGGGGAUGUUUACUGGUUUGCUUGGGAACCUUUCACUGCUCUCAUACUUUACAAAGAAGAGGGAGAAGGAGGUGAUUGUUGUGCAAACAUUGGGUGUAGUGUCAUUAUAUACUGUAUUUGCGCAGCUUGCACUGGCAGAAGCCAUGCCUCUGCCUUAUUUUGUGACCACUUCAGUUGUCGUCGGAGCUGGGCUUGUAUUGAAUUUCAUGAAUUAUUUUGGUUGGCUAAAUGCUGGAAUCUGGCACUUUUGGGAAGAUUUUAUUACUGUUGGCGGGUUAUCUGUCCUUCCGCAAAUUAUGUGGUCUACUUUUGUCCCGUAUAUACCAAACAGCAUCUUGCCAGGGGCAAUAGCUUUUGUUAUAGCUAUGGUGGCUGUUAUUAUGGCACGUACUGGAAAACUUUCUGAGAAAGGUGUAAAAUUUGUUGGAUCAAUAUCUGGAUGGACAGCUACGCUUCUCUUCAUGUGGAUGCCAGUUUCACAAAUGUGGACAAAUUUCCUGAAUCCUGAUAACAUCAAAGGCUUAUCGUCUUUCUCAAUGUUGCUUGCUAUGAUGGGAAAUGGACUUAUGGUCCCACGUGCUCUCUUUAUUCGUGAUUUUAUGUGGUUCCUUGGCUCAAGUUGGGCAUCUUUGUUUUAUGGAUAUGGGAAUAUUCUAUGCCUGUACUGUUUCAACGCUAUUAGUAGAGAAUUCUUCUUGGCAGCGACGGCUGGUUUGUUUUUGUGGAUGGGAAUGGCUUUGUGGAGAGACACAGUAGUACAUGGUUACAGCUCUCCUUUGACAUCUUUGAAAGAGUUGGUUUUUGGUUCUUAACCGAAGGUGAUACUGCAAAUGGAGCUCAACUGAUGAAGAGUGAGUGACCUGCUCUCAAGAUCCUACGCCUGAAAUGCAGCAAAACUUCUCUGCUGUGAUGCAGGCACUUGAUUGACAUUCACGACAACAGUAUGCCAAGAGUUCAAUAAUAUAGCAUAUAUUGCACCAUAAUUACUAUUGCGAUUUAGCUACAGAUACUAGAAUCAGUGUUGUUUUACUUUUGAAGACACAUUUAUUGAUUAUUAAUCAGUUUCUAUGUUUGGAAACAGUGAAACAGUGCUGAACUUGUGAGGACGUGCUUUUGCAGUCACAUUUAAUGAAAUAAAAUCUCUAAUAAGGUGCUAACAA